AUGACAAGUCCCGCUCAGCAGCCGCCUAUUGCACAGCAUGUCGUAUUUCCCCGUCCCUCGUCCACUCUAUCAGUGUGUCAACUAAGCGAGGAUACCAUCCCGGCACGAGCAGGAAGCCCGGGCAACAAUUCCAUGCUUCAUGCACAGAUUCGAAGUCUUCAGAGGCAGCUGGCUGUCAGGAAUGAUGAAAACGCGUCUCUUCGGCGUCAACUUGAGACAAGAGAUAACUUGGACAUUGGAACACUCAGUGAACAGCUUCGAGUAUCCAAAAGAGAGUGUGCCAUGUGGAAAUCUCGUGCCGAAGCCGCAGAAAAACGAGUCUCGGUCCUUGAACACUUCACGCGGAAGCUGAAGGGUAUCAAAGGAGGGGAUGCGCAAAAUGACACUGAUGUUACGUCGCGAAGCGGAAGAGACAGCAUCGAAACGUUGGCAACAGAGGAUGGAGAAGUUGUGGCGGAGAGAAUCAGGAGGGCUAUGAGAGGGAUGGAUGGAACGAGGAGCAGUGAUGGCGGGGCUGCAGCUUGGUGGAACGAUGACCGGCGAGGUAGCAACACCAGGCACUCGGGAAGCGUGGGUGGGCAACAUCAGCCGAAAAUGACAGAAGAAGCAUUGCUUCAGAUUUGGCAGGCAGUACAGGAGCUGCUAUUGGAGGAUGAAGACUGA
Colletotrichum abscissum is the source of this 663-nucleotide messenger RNA. RefSeq lists its product as uncharacterized. NCBI's taxonomy places the organism in Eukaryota, Fungi, Ascomycota, Sordariomycetes, Glomerellales, Glomerellaceae. The transcript has a single exon. The coding region runs from base 1 to 663 and encodes 220 amino acids. The record is from RefSeq and is a predicted model, not a curated record.